AUUUCCCCCAGCGACCUUGUUAGAAGCUUGAAAGCAGGGAAAUCCGGAUGUCUCAGUUAUGAAGUGGAACAGUGGGGGCCCCAACAUAUUUCCAGAAGUCUCCAUCCAGACUGGUGAUUGCAUGCUUUUGUUACUGCCUGUGGCUGUCUGAGGUGCUUCUCUGUCUCUGAAGAGGUUGGCACAAUGGCCAAGUGCUUCAGCCUGGUGUUGCUUCUUGCCUCCAUCUGGACCACAAGGCUCCUGGUCCAAGGCUCUCUCCAGGUAGAAGAGCUUGUCAUCUCAGCUCCAUGCAGAAUUGUGGGGGUCACCCUUUUGACCAGAAAGACAGCUGAGCAGUUGAAUUUCACAGAAGCCAUGGAGGCCUGCAGGCUGAUGGGACUAACUUUGGCAAGUAAAGACCAGGUUGAGGCAGCAUGGAGAUCCUACUAUGAGACUUGCAGCUAUGGAUGGGUUGCAGAUAAGUUCUUAGUCAUCCCUCGGAUUUCCGCAAACCCCAAGUGUGGAAAGAACGGGGUGGGCGUCCUGGUUUGGAGAAAUUCACCCAGCCAAAAGUACAGGGCCUACUGUCACAACUCAUCUGAUACUCGGAUUAACUCAUGCUUACCAGAAACUAUCAUCACCAAAGAUCCCGUAGUCAACACUCAAACUGAAACAUACACAACAGAAAUGACUGCCAGCGACAGUAUAUACUCAUCAUCAUCUACUGAUGUACCUUACUCUCCUACACAUACUCCUGUGCUGGCUUCGAUUUCUACUCCACGGAAAAGAAAAUUAAUUUGCAUAACAGAAGCUUUUAUGGAAACUAGCACCACAUCUACAGAAACUGAACCAUAUAUUGAGUAUAAAGCAGCAUUCAAGAAUGAAGAUGUUGGAUUUGGAGGUGUUCCCACGACUCUGCUAGUGCUUGCACUCCUCUUCUUUGCUGCUGCAGCUGGUCUCGCAGUUUGCUACGUCAAAAGGUAUGUGAAGGCCUUCCCUUUUACAAACAAGAGUGAACAGAAGGAAAUGAUUGAAACCAAAGUAGUAAAGGAGGAGAAGGUCGAUGACAGCAACCCUAAUGAGGAAUCAAAGAUAACUGGUAAAAAUCCAGAAGAGCCCAAGAGUCCACCCAAAACUACAGUGCGCUGCCUGGAAGCUGAAGUUUAGAUGAGAAAUGAGAGAACACAGCCAAGGCUGAUUUUCUUUCCUGAUGCAUAUCCUGGUCCCAGAUGGGGAAAUGAAAAGGGCCAAAGAACCAAACAAGAAAGUCCAGCCUUGCUUCCUAACUGGAAUCAGCUCAAAGCUACCUUUGGACUAUGUAGACAACCAAAGGGAAUUCCCUUCUUCUUACUGCAAUCCUUUCUGGAUCCUAUCCUUCUACCUCCAAAGCUUCCCACAGCCUUUCUCACCUGGUUAUGUCCUAAUAAUAUCCCAGUGGGAGAAAAGAGUUUUGCAAAGCACAAGGAUCUAAAACAGCUAAUCAGAACACAUUUGUAAAGAGGACUCUGGGCUGGUUGACAAUAGGUGAGUUCAGAGCCACGAAACCAGAGACCAAGGCUUUCUUUAUUGACUCCACAGCCCAGAUCCCUCUACUGCUCUGAAAAGAAAACAUUUACACCACCUGGCAUGUCCUUCUGAGACAGGCAAGAGCAAAAGAAGGAAGGAAAAGUUUAGCAACUGAAGGCCAUAGAGAGUCCCGUGACUUGAGACCUAAUCUCUGUAAAGCCAAAACAAAUAGAGAAAAAGAAUGAGGCCAAGGAUAUUGACAGCAUAUUGUCAACAGGGACUAUAAAUACAGACAGGGUCAAAUUAUUCAUCUCUGAAUAAUUUGAGUAGGAAUCACUGUUUAGAACACAUCCACUUUGUUUUCUCUCUCUCCUGCUGCUGCUAUUUUCUCCAGAAGAAUAUACUUUUACAAGAAACAAAACAAAACCCUGUUACAAAUUUCUAUUUUUAUCUGAGUUAUAGAAAUUAUUACUGCGGAAAAUUACUGUGUUAAAAGUCAAUAUAAUUUAACAAACAUUUGCUGAAUACCUACUAUACGUAAGGCGCUGUGCAAGAUACUACAUUCUGUAAUUGAAUAUUAUUCAUUAAGAGAUUGCAUAUAAUGUUGUCUGAAGCUAAUAUUUAUCAGUUUUGAUAUUCCUGGCUUAACCACUUCCAAAACUAUUUUUUUGCUGAGACUAAUCUAUUAAUUAUUUUCUCUAAUAAAGCAACCAUUAUAACCUUAAUUUAUUGUCAACAUACCUACAAAGUACAUUAUUACCUUUACACACCAAAGCACAUUUUUAAUGUCAUUAACAAAUGUAUCACACUAUCUAUCCUUUUUCCAGCAAGAAGAGCCUGAAAGGUGCAGAAAUAUUUGUAAAUAUUUGUGCUUAAAAAAUAAAAGCAUUUAGAAAACUUCUUUGUUCUAUUAUUUACAUUCAUGUAUUAUACCUUUCAUGAAAAAUUAAAGUAAUCCAUUAUUUGCAAAACUAAACAGACACACCUUUGGUUGUGGAAAUACAUACAAGUGUAAACCCAGUAGUAUAUACAUCACAUGGGGCUGUUCUUGCUUCAUACGUAGGUUUCCUUUUAGGUUGGUCAAGUACACACACUUAAACAGUCCUUUUCUUGGGAUUCAGGUCCUACAUUCCAAUCCAUUUCAAAGUUCUUGGGUAGCAGGAGAUUCGGGAUAGCUCAUUUGUCCUGUUUCUCUAGCUUUCUGUCUUUCCCUCUCUGGUCUUCCUUAGACUGCUAAUAUCUUCCUCCCCUCACAAGUGACCCAGAGCUGCAUGAUCCUUUGAUCUCAGAGGCCAUCACUGGUUGGCAUAGUCUUUUUUGGUUGACCCACAGAGUAUUAUCUGAAAUUUGGUUUAAUUGGCAAGAAUUAAAAAUCAAGACAUUUCGCAUAUUUGUAUUUUGGGAUUCCCUUGAAAAAUGGGAAGAUCUAGAGAUAGAGAAUCCAUAUUGCAUCAUAGAAAUAAUGAUCUGAUACUGAGAAGUGGCCCCUUUGAAAGGUUAUGCUGUCUCCGUAUCACCACAGUCCUAAUUUGCAGUCCUCUAUUGCACCCUCGUGCCA
Messenger RNA from Rhinolophus ferrumequinum (greater horseshoe bat), 3043 nucleotides. It is a transcript of the gene LYVE1, whose product is annotated as lymphatic vessel endothelial hyaluronan receptor 1. NCBI's taxonomy places the organism in Eukaryota, Metazoa, Chordata, Mammalia, Chiroptera, Rhinolophidae. The record is from RefSeq and is a predicted model, not a curated record. Gene Ontology annotation, cellular component: plasma membrane. The coding region runs from base 184 to 1146 and encodes 320 amino acids. The transcript is spliced from 6 exons. Gene Ontology annotation, biological process: cell adhesion. Gene Ontology annotation, molecular function: transmembrane signaling receptor activity; hyaluronic acid binding.